ACGCGUGUGAGUGGCGGGAGAGUUCGGCGGGGAGGGGGAGCAGCAGCAGCAGGAGGAGGAGGGAGAGCAGAGAGAGAAGAAGACUGAGAAGAGAGAGGCACGAGAUGAUGGCUGCUCCACACGCUGCUGUCGAGGCGAUGCCGCUGAGCACCGAGCCCGAGCGAGAUAGCGGCAAGGGAGAGGGCGGGAGUGAGCAGGGCAGAGCCGGCUGCUGCGAGUGUCUCCUGGCCGCCUUCUCCCUCCUGCUCGUCAUCCUCACCCUGCCACUCUCCAUCUUCUGCAGCAUCAAGAUCGUGCAGCAGUACGAGCGCGCCGUCAUCUUCCGCCUGGGACGCAUCUUGCCGGGACGGGCACGCGGCCCCGGGCUCUUCUGGGUGGUUCCUUGCACGGACACGUUUAUACGGAUCGAUAUGCGAACCAUCACGUUUGACAUCCCGCCCCAGGAGAUCCUGACAAAGGACUCGGUGACGGUGGCGGUGGACGGCGUGGUGUACUACCGCGUGGCCGACGCCAUCAUGUCGGUGGCCAACGUGUCGGACGCGCACGCCGCGACUCGCAUCCUCGCGCAGACCACGCUGCGCAACGCGCUGGGCACGCGCACGCUCUCCGAGAUCCUGUCCGACCGCUCCGAGCUCGCACACGCCAUGCAGAUGAAUCUGGACGACGCUACGGACUCCUGGGGCAUCAAGGUUGAGCGCGUGGAGAUCACCGACAUCAAGCUGCCCCAGCAAAUGCAGCGUGUCAUGGCGGCCGAGGCCGAGGCGACGAGGGAGGCACGCGCCAAGGUGAUCGCGGCGGAGGGCGAGCGCGACGCGUCGCGGGCGCUGAAGGAGGCGGCGAUGGUGAUGGCCGAGGCGCCGAACGCGAUGCAGCUGCGCUACCUGCAGACGCUGAACGCCAUCGCCGCGGAACACAACUCCACCAUUGUGUUUCCGCUGCCCGUGGAACUGCUGCGCGGGUUCGUGACGCCCACCGCCGCCGCCUCUUGAGGCGCGUUCGGAUGCCCACCCCCCCUCCACACCACACCAUCACACUCCACCCACACUGUCACACCCUCCGCACCAUCUCACCCACGACGUCAUCAUGCCGCACCAUCACAUCGCACCAUCACACCAUCAUACCACGUCCAGAUCCCACUCAGAGUUGAAGCCGCCAUUUUUGCCAAAUGAAGAGUGUGUGUGACGUCAGGCAGCAAGUCACGUGACCUCUGUCUUCGAUCUCAUUGGAUGCCACUGUCCCGGUUGGCCCACCUUCACUUCUUCACUCGUUUAAAGGAGGAGCGGACGAAAUCCGCUGUGGGUAACAAAUCAAAAAUGUCAUCCUUGAUCUGCUUAGCAACGAGAUUUUUACAAUGGGAAGCGCUGCAGUCACCAUUGCCGGUGCCAACUGCUGGCAACGGUUGACCUAAAGUUUCCCCCGGUGGAUCGUGGCUUUUGCGUGUCUGUCUGGCAGUUGUCACGUUGACACCAGGUCUCAGACAAUUAAAUUCCUUCUGCCACCUGAACACAGAUCAUGCCAUUUCUCCUGUACUGCUGAGAUCAAGCUCGGACAUGUGGCAACCCGAUUUCGGUGCUAUACGACUGGCGUGCCACGGAAAAAAAUCCAGGCACGCCAUAGUAUAUAUUUUUAUUGAUCAACCGUUGCCAUUUCCAUAAUUGUUUUUUUACCCUUUAAUCUGGCAACAAAACUGACACCUUUUUUACGAGGAGUCAUGUUUGCAUAGACCACAAU
This is a messenger RNA of Lethenteron reissneri (Far Eastern brook lamprey), 1731 nucleotides long. RefSeq names its product stomatin-like. NCBI's taxonomy places the organism in Eukaryota, Metazoa, Chordata, Hyperoartia, Petromyzontiformes, Petromyzontidae. Gene Ontology annotation, cellular component: plasma membrane. The record is from RefSeq and is a predicted model, not a curated record.